Diceros bicornis minor is the source of this 4987-nucleotide messenger RNA. RefSeq names its product growth factor receptor bound protein 10 (gene GRB10). Gene Ontology annotation, biological process: negative regulation of Wnt signaling pathway; insulin receptor signaling pathway; negative regulation of insulin receptor signaling pathway. The record is from RefSeq and is a predicted model, not a curated record. NCBI's taxonomy places the organism in Eukaryota, Metazoa, Chordata, Mammalia, Perissodactyla, Rhinocerotidae. The coding region runs from base 417 to 2198 and encodes 593 amino acids. The transcript has 18 exons. Gene Ontology annotation, molecular function: insulin receptor binding.
GAUCUUUUUUUUUUUUUUGGUUUUGUGAGUGACCCCGUUACCCGCCGCUGGGGCCUAACCCCGAGUUGAGGGCUCUCGGAUUAGCCGCCCGCCAGCCGUGGAAAUGUGAUAAGAGCCGUACCGUUCGCAGAAGGAAAUUUCUGAUGCAACUCGCCGCUUUUGCUGAUUGCCUCUCCAAACGCCUGCCUGGCGAUGGCCCACGAGCAUGUGCGUUAUGGAAAUUAGGCUUUGGAGUUGAGCACGAUGCUGAGCUGGAGGUGGGAGCUCUGGGGAGUGGUGGCUCCGUGACUGGCAGCUGGUUCUCACCUGGGUCCUCCCAGUCAGCUAGGCAGCUGCCGAACAGACGGAGCCCGAGCAAGCCCUGGACAGGUGCUGCAGCGCAGUAAAUGUAAUUUGAAGAAGGCAAGAAGGAACCAAUGGCUUUAGCUGGCUGCCCAGAUUCCUUUUUGCACCAUCCGUACUACCAGGAGCAGGUGGAGCAGACGCCUCCUCGCGGGGCUCGAGAUCUGGCAGGGCCUGGCUUCCCGGUACAGUCUGACCGGCUCGCGAAUCACCAAGAGGAUGAUGUGGACCUGGAAGCCCUGGUGAGCGACAUGAAUGCGUCCUUGGAGAGUGUGUACUCGGCCUGUAGCAUGCAGUCAGAGACGGUGCCCCUUCUUCAGAACGGCCAGCACACCCGCAGCCAGCCACCCUCAGGAAUAAGGUCCCUCCAGCCACAGGUGUCCCCGCGGCAGAAGGUGCAGCGCUCCCAGCCCGUGCACAUCCUCGCUGUCAGGCGCCUGCAGGAGGAAGACCAGCAGUUGAGAACCUCGUCUCUGCCGGCCAUCCCCAACCCUUUCCCCGAGCUCUGCGGCCCGGGGAGCCCCCCUGUGCUCACACCAGGCUCCUUGCCUCCGAGCCAGGCCACUGUGAAGCAGGAUGUUAAAGUCUUUAGUGAAGACGGGACGAGCAAAGUGGUGGAGAUUCUAGCAGACAUGACGGCCAGGGACCUGUGCCAGUUGCUGGUUUACAGAAGUCACUGUGUGGAUGACAACAGCUGGACACUAGUGGAGCACCACCCGCACCUGGGAUUAGAAAGGUGCUUGGAGGACCAUGAGCUGGUGGUCCGGGUGGAGAGCACCAUGGCAAGUGAAAGUAAAUUUUUAUUCAGGAAGAAUUAUGCAAAAUAUGAGUUUUUCAAAAAUCCAGUGAAUUUCUUCCCAGAGCAGAUGGUGACUUGGUGCCAGCAGUCCAACGGCGGUCAGACCCAGCUUUUGCAGAAUUUUUUAAACUCCAGUAGUUGUCCUGAAAUUCAAGGGUUUUUGCACGUGAAAGAGCUGGGAAGGAAAUCGUGGAAAAAGCUGUAUGUGUGUUUGCGGAGAUCAGGCCUUUAUUGCUCCACAAAGGGAGUUUCCAAGGAGCCCAGACACCUGCAGUUGCUCGCUGACCUGGAGGACAGCAGCGUCUUCUCCCUGAUUGCCGGCAAGAAGCAGUAUAGCGCCCCCACUGACUAUGGCUUCUGCAUAAAGCCAAACAGAGUCCGGAACGAAGCUAAAGGGCUGCGGCUGCUGUGCGCCGAGGAGGAGCAGAGCAGGACCUGCUGGAUGACGGCCUUCAGGCUCCUCAAGUAUGGAAUGCUCCUUUACCAGAACUACAGAAUCCCUCAGCAGAGGAAAGCCUUGCUCUCCCCCUUCUCGACUCCAGUGCGCAGUGUCUCUGAGAACUCCCUCGUGGCGAUGGAUUUUUCUGGGCAGACGGGAAGAGUGAUCGAGAAUCCAGCGGAAGCCCAGAGCGCAGCCCUGGAAGAAGGCCAUGCCUGGAGGAAGCGAAGCACGCGGAUGAAUAUCCUAGGUAGCCAAAGUCCCCUCCACCCUUCUACCCUAAGUACAGUGAUUCAUAGGACGCAGCACUGGUUUCACGGCAGGAUCUCCAGGGAGGAGUCGCACAGGAUCAUUAAACAGCAAGGGCUGGUGGAUGGGCUUUUUCUGCUCCGUGACAGCCAGAGUAAUCCAAAGGCAUUUGUACUUACACUGUGUCAUCACCAGAAAAUUAAAAAUUUCCAGAUCUUACCUUGCGAGGAUGACGGGCAGAUGUUCUUCAGCCUUGACGACGGGAACACCAAAUUUUCUGACCUGAUCCAGCUUGUUGACUUUUACCAGCUAAACAAAGGAGUCCUGCCUUGCAAACUCAAGCACCACUGCAUCCGAGUGGCCUUAUGACCUCAGAUUUACUCUUAGCUGAAGACUGGAGGAAGCUGACACUGGAAUGAAGAGGUCUGUGCAUUGAGAACACACAUCUGUUCUGCACCUUGGGACUCAGAGUGAGAUCAGUUAGGUCAGUGCCGACCGACCAAGGUGGACUAGUUUGUUGGACCUAAUGAUGAUUUGCUGCUGCGGAUCCAGCAGGAUCGCCUUCCUCUGCGCUGGCCAAAUCAGGGAGGGCACGAGAGAGCGAGCGCAAAUUUGAGAAUAAACUGGAAUGAUCGGCUUGGCUGGGCCAUGUAGGAACGAGAGCUGGAGAGAAGUAAUUGGAAAUGAACUCUUGCCCUGGAAUAAUCUUGACAAUUAAAACUGAUAUGUUUACUUUUUUGUAUUGAUCACUUUUUUGCACUCCUUCUUUGUUUUCAAUAUUAUAUGCAGCCUCUGGUAGGAGGAGAUGUGGCUUUUCAGUGCAUACAAGACGCAAAGACAGUUUUGAAUGGGCAGACUUCAGAGACUGACUGUAGGCCCCCAAAUGUUUCCACAGGGUGGUCCCCACCUUCUGCAGGUUACCAUACGUGGUUUCUGCUCCCGAAUAACCCACCACCCCCAGCCCCCCCAGUAUACUUGAAGAGCUUUUCUUAAAUAAAAGAUGUCACCUGUGGCAGGCAUUGGCAUGUUUCGUGGACCCGGUCAGGCAACCACGUCUGUCAGUCGCUUCUCUCUGCACAGAUGUCGCGUACUCUUGUUAUUAGCGCACCCAGUCCUCCACAGCUCGGGAGACUUGACUUCUUUGGAAAGCUCACUGUUCCACAACACGGCAGGGCUGAGUGACCGUGCCUCUAGUCUGAUGCAGGCCAGCCUUCCUAAGACACACCUGGUGCCCAUUGCCUGCCAGUGGUGGCUGCUGUGUUGCAUUGCCCACCUGGGGUGCUUUCAGCCUCUUCUAGAAUGAUCACUGCCCUACCCCUCCGCAGUGGCGUGAGUCCUUUCAUGGCUGUUCUCCCCUAGGGCAUUAAAAGAUCUGUCCAGAAAAGGGCACCUGCUUGGCUUCCCGCAGCGGCUGUGGGUUUCCAUGGUGACAGAUGGAAAUGUUGAGAAGGGCACAGCCGCGGCCCGGCAUUUAAAGGUCUUUGCUUGAUGCCCUGCGUCCUGCUGAAAACCCCCAUAGCCUGCGAAUGCAGAGCAGCUGUGGCUCCUCUGCUGGCUUGUGGUCAGAAGUACCUCACAGCAGUUGUGGACGUUGAAGAGUGUAACCAACACGGCACAACACUGCUUCUGGUUCCGGGAGCUCAGUCAGACGGUGGCUUGCGUUGUUCCUCCCCGUCCCUUCCACCUGUUCCCUUAGCUGAGCUAUCUAGUGUGAGGGCAGCCACGUCCUUAACCUUUGAUCUCUGCACAGCAGAAAGGGCUCCCCUGACAAGCGGACAGACUACUGUGUGAAGACAGUUUCCUUUUCCCAGAUCCUGGCUCCUCUGACUGCGUGCUGGCCACUGGAUCGCCGACACUCCGACCCGCCACAGUGCCCCCCGGGACAUCCCCGUGGUUUAGGACAGACACAAGGGGCUUCGGUGACGCACAUCCACUCUCAGUCAGUCUAGAAACACUGUAUUUUAGUUUAUGGGCCACACUCUAGUUGUUUUCCAUGAAAUGUCUACUUAUACAAAUAAGAAUUUUUAGUAAAUCAUGUUUUUAGCUAUAAACGCUCAAUCACGUUUUCGUUUGUAGCCAGUUAAUCUUCAAACCAUCGACAGGUAGUUCUCAAGUGCAUACCUGGCGGCUGCUUCCACUGAACUUCGCUUUAGCUACACUGUUACACCUCUUUUCUCUUCACCGAUUGGAAGUAAACCCUUAAAGAACAAAAACAAAAAACCUCUACCAUCUCUUCUUUCUGUUUACAUAGCCCAGUCUCCACCUGUGAGACAAGACUCUCACACCCCUCUCCAAUAGACAGCUCGUGUCUGCAGUAUUUCAUAUUUAUAAAUAACGCAUUUUAUUUAAAAGGAGAAAAGAAGCUUGACUGACCGUUGUGUAUGUAGCUGGUGUGACGUAGUGUUUGUACCUUCCCGCCACAGUGAGUCGUUGGAGAGUGUAAACUUCCCAGCCCCACUGCCUGGCCCUUGUGUAGGGGGCUGGCAAUUCCACCUGAAAACAGCCAGCCCCUGGAGGGUGCAGGUGCCCAGCCCAGCCAGCCAGGGGCUACGGACAUUCGCCUUUUAUUUUUGUAUUUAAAUUACAUGAAUGUAAACGGGACAGCUCAGGGUCGUUUUGGAGCCUGUUGAUUUCCUAUCUCUGCUUGUGGUUUUCUUUUCUAAAAUAAAAACUCCAUGUAGCAACCUGGACUAAGUGGAAAAGGAAAAUGCCAAAUGCUUCGAGUAUUAGAGUGAGUAGGUGAGCUCUGUUACCUUAGGUGUUCGAGUUCCAGAACGUUUUUUUUUGUUUGCUAAACCUUGAAGAAAUAUGUGCCUCAGUCUAGAUGUUUUGUCUUGUCUUUUCUGCACUUAAUAGCUGAUGGUUUGACCAAUUGGCACACCUUUCCAGGGGCGGGACAUGCUCGUCGUAGAUUGUGAUGUCACAGUGCAAAGCUGUGGUGACCGUGAAGGGCCUGGCGUGUAGACGUCUUCAGGGAAUGCAGAAGGUGUUAACUUAAGAGACAAAACCUUUAUGCCACGUGCUUUGCUCCUUUCUGUACAUAGCUCUUCGGCUCGUGAACCUAAUUGUAAACUUUCAGGUAUUUUUGUACAAAUAAGGGACUGAUGUUCUGUUUCUUGUAAUUAGAAAUAAACAUUAAUACAGUGUUCUUCAUUUUC